Molecule: messenger RNA, 612 nt
Organism: Nicotiana attenuata
Lineage: Eukaryota; Viridiplantae; Streptophyta; Magnoliopsida; Solanales; Solanaceae
Product: S-antigen protein-like
Exons: 1
Source: RefSeq, a predicted model, not a curated record
GGGCACCGCUGGUUCUGUGUAGUGACUACCAGGACCAAGGAACAAGGGGGUGGCAGGGGACCAACCAGAAACGGCGAGAGAUGUCGCUGUGGUGGUGUGGUGGGGCGGAGGCCCAAAGGGCGUGGGGAGGGACCACGCCGGCGGCCGGGGGCCGAGGAGCCGGGCCCGGAGCGCCGAAAAGAGGCGGCCGGGACAGGUAGAGAGCGACCGAGAAACAAGGGAACCGCCCCCCGCCGAGGACCAAAGGACAGGGGAGGGGACGGGCCAGUAAAAAAGCGAAAGCCGCGCGUGUGUAGGACCAAAACGGGCGGGGGCGAGGGACCACGCCUGCGACGGGGGCCCGGAGGGCUCGGGGCACGGGCGGGCCGAAGGAGUGCGGCCGGGAGCGUAGUGAGAGUAGUGAGGACCGAAGAAAACGAGGGGCACGCCCCGCCAGACAAAAAGGACAGGGGGGGCAGGGGAGGGCCAGAAAACGCGAAAGCCGCGCGAAGGCCCAAACGGGCGGUGGGGGGGACCACGCCGGGCGGCCGGGGGCCGAAGGGAGCCGAGAACCGGAGCGCCCGAAGGGGCGGCGGUCGGGGAAGCGAUAGUAUGUCGAGUGUGAGAGAGUGA